This is a messenger RNA of Puntigrus tetrazona (Sumatra barb), 1181 nucleotides long. RefSeq names its product intelectin-like. The record is from RefSeq and is a predicted model, not a curated record. Gene Ontology annotation, molecular function: oligosaccharide binding. The transcript is spliced from 8 exons. NCBI's taxonomy places the organism in Eukaryota, Metazoa, Chordata, Actinopteri, Cypriniformes, Cyprinidae. The coding region runs from base 10 to 1056 and encodes 348 amino acids.
CCCACGGGAAUGACUGUCUUUCUCCCGAAAAUGUUUUUAGGGGUCCUUCUCAGUAUCUCACUGAGUUUAUGGUUCUGUCACGCUAAACUAAUCAUUCCUUUUAAUGUUCUUUCUACAGUGGGAGCUAUGUAUGUAAUACAAGAAGAAGCACCAUGCAUUAACAUCAGCAAUACCAACACCAACCAUGAGUUGGAAAAACUUCUGGACAGAAUUAAAUAUGUUGCUCGAAGCUGCAAAGAAAUUCGUGACAAAUACCAUGUUUUUGAUGACGGCCUGUACUAUCUGGUCUCCUCAAGAGGAGUCCUUUACCAGACGUUCUGUGAUAUGACCACUGCUGGCGGCGGCUGGACGCUGGUGGCCAGUGUUCAUGAAAACAACAUGUUCGGAAAGUGUACUGUUGGGGAUCGCUGGUCUAGUCAGCAGGGCAGCAACCCAAACCGGCCUGAGGGUGAUGGGACAUGGGCAAACACAGUCACAUUCGGAGCUGCAGAAGCUGCCACAAGUGAUGAUUAUAAGAAUCCUGGAUAUCAUGACAUUGUGGCACAGGAUGUGUCUGUGUGGCAUGUUCCUAAUAAUAUUGAGCUGGAACACUGGACCAUUGCUUCCAUCCUGCGAUACCACACUGAAAAUACCUUCCUAAGCCUCUACGGGGGAAACCUUUUCAAUUUAUUUAAGAAAUUUCCUGUGAGGUAUGGAAUUGGCACAUGUAAAGUUGAUAAUGGACCUGCAAUUCCAAUAGUAUAUGACACUGGAAAUAAGGAUUACACCCAAAGUCUGUAUGGUCCUUUAAUGAAAACACAAUUCGAGACUGGAUUCAUCACAUUCAGAGUCUUCAACAAAGAACAGGCAGCCAUGGCUCUUUGUUCAGGAGUUAAACCAACCAGUUGUCCCACAGUUGAACAUUUCUGUAUUGGUGGAGGUGGACACUUCCCUCAGGAGGCCCCUAGACAGUGUGGGGACUUUACAAGUUUCGACUGGGAUGGCUAUGGCACUCAUAUAGACCACAGUGCUUCCCGAGAGAUAACUGAAGCAGCUGUACUUCUCUUUUAUCGCUGAGACUUUGAAACCAAAAUCACCAGCUUCAUUUCCAUCUGUCCGGGAUAUACCACAUUAAUAAACAUUUGAAUGUUACAUGCACAAUUAUGUAUUAUGAUGUAUACAUCCAUCAUAUUGGUCAGUAA